Messenger RNA from Eleginops maclovinus (Patagonian blennie), 2022 nucleotides. RefSeq names its product tetratricopeptide repeat domain 19 (gene ttc19). Bases 169 to 1287 code for a protein of 372 amino acids. The transcript has 11 exons. Gene Ontology annotation, cellular component: mitochondrial inner membrane. Gene Ontology annotation, biological process: mitochondrial respiratory chain complex III assembly. NCBI's taxonomy places the organism in Eukaryota, Metazoa, Chordata, Actinopteri, Perciformes, Eleginopidae. Gene Ontology annotation, molecular function: protein binding. The record is from RefSeq and is a predicted model, not a curated record.
UUAAAUCCUCUUUAUUAAUAACUGAAUAUUAAAAAUACACUUUAUAAACUCUGAAAAAAUAAAGUCCAUCAAAAAUAACCGAGCUGUUCCGUCAACACUUCCGCCGCUCUUAUUGUGAAGGCGUAAAGACGCACCACGUGACUUCCGCUUGUUGUGUAAACACUGAAGAUGGCUGCGUGCGGUCUACGAAAAGCUGUGCUCUUCCGGUCUCUGUGGAGGUCUGUGCAGGGGAAACGCUCGGCAUGCUGGGUAAUGAGUCCAUCCCGACAUGAGUCCAUCGGUGGAGAAAACACACAGAGAGCAGGAGGAAGAGGAGGGGGAGGAGCAGGAGGCAUAGUUUGGGCAGCCAUAGGUUUCUCCCUGUUCGGCAGCACUGAUGAAGAGCGCAGAGAUGAAGCUCAGAGGAAAGAGGAGGAGAUCAUCCUGCUGCUGAAGAACGCCAAGCUGGCUGUGUCUCGGGAUCAGCUGCAGGCGGCCUCUGGGUUCCUCCAUCAGGCCGUGGUCCUCGCUCAUCAGACCCACAACACCCAGGCCAUCAUCUACUCCUACAGCCUGAUGGCGAACCUGGCCUACGUUCAGGGUCAUUUGGACCAUGCAGAAAAACUCUUCAAAGCAGCGAUGAGCUUCAUGCUGUCAGGAGGGAUGCCUCAGGACGAUAACGCUGUCAUCGAGAUGUCUCUGAAACUCGCCACCAUCUACGCUGAGCAGAGCAAGGUAGAGCUUGCAGAGCAUGGCUUCAGGUUCUGUAUGGAGUCCCUGCAGGAGAAGCUGCAGAGAGAUGAGGAGGCGGAGCCAACAGAGGAGCAGCAGCAGCAGAGGAAGGACUCCCGCCUUUUGCUCGGUCUCUGCUUCGACUCUCGAGCUCGAUACCGAGCGUCCAGACUGCAGCUGGGGGGGGCGGAGCGAGACUACAGGGAGGCCUUGCAGAUCUGCGGAGGGGAGCAGGGGGACACACACCCUCAGACUCUGGUGCUCAUGAGCGACCUGGCCACCGUCUUGGAUCUACAGGGUCGCCAUGACGACGCCCUGCUGUUGGUGCAGCAUGCGGUGGAGCUGAGCCGCAGCGUCGGACACCCCGACCUGCAAGUGCUGCUGGGAAACAUGGCCGGCAUCCUGCUGCACACAGGACGGCUGGAGGACGCGGUGCGUUUCUACCAGGAGGCUCUGAUUCUGGCUCUGCAGGCCAAAGACAAGGAGGCUGUCAACGCCAUCCAGGAGGGGCUGAAGGAGGUGAAGAAGAAAGAGGAGGAGCAGAAGAAGAAGAAAAACAAGGAGGAGGGGGACUGAUCCUCAGGAAGCUCUGUGUUCACUUCACUUAUGAACCAGCGUAGGAUGGUCCGCUCCAGCCUGUCAGUUCUUAUUAUAUGUGUUGUAUAUAAUAAUUAGAACAUCAGCCUGACCUCAAAGAGCUUCUAAUUCACAUCAUGAUUUCACACAGUUCAAUACUCAGUGAGACCAUUCGGUGUGUGAUAUCUCCCUCGCCAGCGGCUUGAGUUUCAGGAUCCUGUAUUUAUUGUCCUCGUAGAAUGGAAGUAUUCCUCACACACAGGAUACGUUCAACUAGUUCCUCGAGCAGUGACCUUCACCUGGAACAGGAACACCGGUUCAUAGCGGUAUUCAGUGCUCAGAUCAGCUGAGGCCCUCACAUGUCUGUCUCUCUAGAGGUUGAUCAUCCUGUUAACAGCUGGGCUUUUGUUACCCUGCACAUUUCCUUUAAAGAAUACCUUCAGUGUCUCAGAGUCCGGUGGUUCUGUGAACGUGGAAUAAAUUCAGAAUCAGAAUUGAACCGUGUGCAUGGGUUAAAGCUGCCUCCAUCAUCAUCCUCAUCAUCACCACCAUCACCAUGACCAUCAGUGUUGUUGUUGUACCACUGUGGGGCACUGAAGGGUUAAUGUGUUAAGGACGUAGGUUUAUGUCAUAUAAAAAUGAGGGUGUGUUCACUCCAUGCACGUGUCCUGAUCUGUGUGUGUUAGCUCGGCUGAGCGAAGGGUGCAAUAAACCACGCCUAAGGGCUAAACAGUU